AUGCGGUGGUUGUGCCAGUCCAACUUCCCAUGCGCUGGAGCUGCAGCAUGUCCUGCUGUGGAGUCAGACGUGCGCUAUAAUGGGUACCCAGAGGACGUGGGGGUUAGAGAUAGGCUCUCACUGUGGAAACCAUUGGUGCUGCUGAUACCUCUCCGCCUUGGGCUCACAGAGAUCAAUGAAGCCUAUAUUGAAACACUAAAGCACUGCUUCAUGAUGCCCCAGUCCCUGGGAGUGAUCGGAGGGAAACCAAACAGUGCUCACUACUUCAUUGGCUAUGUAGGUGAGGAACUCAUUUACCUGGAUCCCCACACUACGCAGCCUGCAGUGGAGCCCAACGACAGCGGCUGUCUCCCCGACGAAAGCUUCCACUGCCAGCACCCUCCCUGCAGAAUGAGCAUUGCUGAGCUCGACCCCUCCAUUGCGGUGGUGUGUUCCUGCUGCUUGUUGCCAAUCACCUGA
This is a messenger RNA of Antrostomus carolinensis (chuck-will's-widow), 459 nucleotides long. RefSeq names its product cysteine protease ATG4B-like. Gene Ontology annotation, cellular component: cytoplasm. Gene Ontology annotation, biological process: C-terminal protein lipidation; mitophagy; aggrephagy. Gene Ontology annotation, molecular function: cysteine-type endopeptidase activity; protein-phosphatidylethanolamide deconjugating activity. The record is from RefSeq and is a predicted model, not a curated record. Bases 1 to 459 code for a protein of 152 amino acids. The transcript is spliced from 4 exons. NCBI's taxonomy places the organism in Eukaryota, Metazoa, Chordata, Aves, Caprimulgiformes, Caprimulgidae.